AUGGCCAAGUUAACCCUCUCUGGGAGCAGCAACGAUGCCAGAACUUACACUGGCCCACCAAAUCUUGUCAAACCUACACCUGGUACCCAUCCUGUGCAGUAUGAUUAUGAAGGAGACAUUACGAUGUCCAACAGCAAGGAUCAAAAUGACUGCGUUUCUGAAAAUCACCAUUCUAGUGGCAAGAUCAAUCUAACUCAUCUACAUCUCAGACGUGCAGUAACCCUUCGUAGUGGGGAGAAUGGGGAGAACCCCUAUUCGAAGACGGCCCUGGGCGAAACAAUGCAUAUUAGUCGAAUAUUCGUGAGAAAAGAUGCCAUACGGUUCUUUCUACAGACAUGGGAAAGGACGACAGUUGCAUGGGCAUCACUACUCCAUGUGGCUACACUUCCCAGCAAUGUCCCUAUCACAGACUUCAAUGUAGUUUCGGCUGCUCAGACCAUUGAUAGUGUUAUAGCCGGUGGAACAGAGCUGCCCUCGAGAUUUGGUUACGUGCAAUUCUUCAACUUCGUGGAAUCAUUGAAAGGCAGAAUGCAGGUCGAAAAACACCUAGGUUUCGUGGAAUCAAGGUCGUCGGUAGGGAACGCUUCCCACGCCUACGAAAUAUAUCGCAUGGCUCAAACUGUGGCUUGUCCACUAGAACAAUUGCGCCACUGGAAGCGGAUAGGUGGUCGCCUGAAUCAACUUGCCGGCUCCGCUUUGCUCUUAAUCGUUUUCUCCGCCACAGCGGACUCAUUUGCGUAA
Messenger RNA from Metarhizium robertsii ARSEF 23, 741 nucleotides. RefSeq lists its product as uncharacterized. The transcript has 2 exons. The coding region runs from base 1 to 741 and encodes 246 amino acids. The record is from RefSeq and is a predicted model, not a curated record. Lineage: Eukaryota; Fungi; Ascomycota; Sordariomycetes; Hypocreales; Clavicipitaceae.